Molecule: messenger RNA, 2008 nt
Organism: Phoenix dactylifera (date palm)
Lineage: Eukaryota; Viridiplantae; Streptophyta; Magnoliopsida; Arecales; Arecaceae
Source: RefSeq, a predicted model, not a curated record
CGGUGGGGUAAGGCUAACGGUCGCUGGAAUCCAUGAGCUCUAUCCACACAGCGAAGCAUUUCUUCUUCAACUACUAAUUCUUCUUGCAUUGCUGAGAGGAAGAAGAUUUCAUGUAGGAGAAGAAGAAAAGCUUGGCUUUGGGAGAACAAGAGGAGGAGAGGAUUCAAGUUCUUGAGGGUAGCUGGUCUCCAUUCUUGUCUUAUAUGUGCCUCUGGUUAUUUUGCAGCAGCGAUCAAAUGGAUGAUCUCAUCGAAGAAAUUGGUGACUCCCCUCCAGGAGAAAAUGCCAAUAUAUCCAGAGAGUGCAGUGGAAAGCCCCCUCGAAUAGGAGGAUUUUUUUCAGGCCGUGAUAAAGAUACAACCAGCUUGUUAUCUGUCUCUGUUUCUGCUCAAGAUUUGAGGUCACUAGACAUGGAGAAGGAUACCCUAGAAGCGACAGAGGUAUCAUCUCCUAGAGGAGUCCUCGAAGAUGGCUUGAGGUGUUCGGAUUCGGAGACAAGUUCUUCGAAGGCCAGCACAUCCUGCUCUGAAACACAAUUGCUCUCGAACAGCCCUUCCCUAUGGAAGGGAUUCUUUCGUUUCUGGAAGCAGAAAUCAAUGAGGAGAUUAUCCAGUUUUCCUCCGCUCGGAGUCCCAAAGCUAUCAAGGAGGAAGAGCAAUAGGGAGACUCAUGGCCCCAGAUCAGACAACACCACUGAUUAUGACAAUUGCUGCUUCAAACCUUCUUGGAAGAACUUCACACUCUCAGAGCUCCAGAAAGCCACCAAUAACUUCAGGCCAGAGAACAUUAUAGGGAAAGGCGGUUAUGCUGAGGUUUACAAAGGAAGCCUAGAAGAUGGACAGCUUGUAGCAAUUAAAAAACUUACCCAAGGAACAGCAGAUGAAAGAACAAAAAAUUUCUUAUCUGAAUUGGGAAUCAUAGUCCAUCUAAAUCAUCCAAACACUGCCAAAUUGAUUGGCGUUGGGACUGAAGGAGGCAUGUAUCUUGUUUUACAGCUGUCCUCUCAUGGGAGCUUGGAAACUCUUCUUCAUGGUUCAAAGGAUAAACUAAACUGGGAUGUGAGAUACAAGAUUGCCACAGGGACAGCAACAGGUCUUGAGUAUCUUCAUGAGAGGUGUCAGAAGCGCAUCAUUCACCGAGACAUCAAGGCUGCUAAUGUGUUGCUUACUGAUGACUUCGAACCACAGAUAUGUGACUUUGGCCUUGCUAUGUGGCUGCCUGACAAGUUGACUCACCAUACAUUAUCAAAUUUCGAAGGCACAUUUGGCUAUCUCGCCCCUGAGUACUGCACUCAUGGGAUAGUUGAUGAGAAAACUGAUGUAUAUGCUUUCGGGGUUCUAUUGCUAGAGCUUAUUACCGGACGCAGAGCAAUAAAUGCAUCACAACAAAGUUUAGUAAUGUGGGCAAAGCCAUUACUUGAAAAGAAUGAAAUCAAGGAGCUUGUUGAUCCUUUCCUAAAUGAUGCUUACGACCUGAAGCAAGUGAGAUGUGUAGCACAAACAGCUUAUAUGUGCAUUCAGCAUUCAUCGGUUUUGCGACCUCAGAUGAGUCAGGUAUUAAAGCUACUAGAAGGUGAACAAAUGCGGUCUGAGUCCAUGAAAGGGAUUCACAAGCCACUUAUCCGGAGGACAUAUUCAGAGGAACUCUUUGAUGCAGAAGAGUACAAUGCGACAAGAUAUCUGAACGCUCUUACUCAACAUAAGAAGCUUGCUCUGGAUUUAUAAACCAUUAGAGAUCCAUCUGUUGGUGGCUCUAUGGAAUGUCAGUAUCAUGGAAACUCAGAUUCUGUAGUGUUUCAAAUGUGUGACUUGGAUUACACACCAACUCAAUAGCAUUUGUAAGUAGAAAGUCAUGUUGAAUGCACCAAAUGUCAGUCCUAAAGGGAAAAAAAAAGAGUGACAUGGUUAGCAUCACGUGAGAUACCUUUCUGUCAAGGUAUCCUUGUUUCUAUAUCAUAAAUCUUAAUAUUUAGCAUAUGCAAUGCACAUGAGAAAAGUUAAGAUGGCUA